Messenger RNA from Kogia breviceps (pygmy sperm whale), 1470 nucleotides. It is a transcript of the gene RAB1A, whose product is annotated as RAB1A, member RAS oncogene family. The record is from RefSeq and is a predicted model, not a curated record. Gene Ontology annotation, biological process: vesicle-mediated transport. Gene Ontology annotation, molecular function: GTPase activity; GTP binding. Lineage: Eukaryota; Metazoa; Chordata; Mammalia; Artiodactyla; Physeteridae.
CUUGGUCUAAGGCUUUCCUAUUUCCUGGUUCGCCGGCGGCCAUUUUGGGUGGAAGCGAUAGCUGAGUGGUGGCUUCUGCUGAUUGUGUUCUAAGGGGACGGAGUCGGGGGAAGACGUUUGCUCUCUCGGAACAGCGUAUCUCAUUCCUCUCCCUUCGACUACCCGUGGCGCGGAGAGUUAGGGCGGCGGCUGCAGCAGCAAGGGCGGCGGUGGCGGCGGCGGCAGCUGCAGUGACAUGUCCAGCAUGAAUCCCGAAUAUGAUUAUUUAUUCAAGUUACUUCUGAUUGGCGACUCUGGAGUUGGAAAGUCUUGCCUCCUUCUUAGGUUUGCAGAUGAUACAUAUACAGAAAGCUAUAUCAGCACAAUUGGUGUGGAUUUCAAAAUAAGAACUAUAGAGUUAGAUGGGAAAACAAUCAAACUUCAAAUAUGGGACACAGCAGGCCAAGAAAGAUUUCGAACAAUCACCUCCAGUUAUUACAGAGGAGCCCAUGGCAUCAUAGUUGUGUAUGAUGUGACAGAUCAGGAGUCCUUCAAUAAUGUUAAACAGUGGCUGCAGGAAAUAGACCGUUAUGCCAGUGAAAACGUCAACAAGUUGUUGGUAGGGAACAAAUGUGAUCUGACCACAAAGAAAGUAGUAGACUACACAACAGCAAAGGAAUUUGCUGAUUCCCUCGGAAUUCCAUUUUUGGAAACCAGUGCUAAGAAUGCAACGAAUGUAGAACAGUCUUUCAUGACAAUGGCAGCUGAGAUUAAAAAGCGAAUGGGUCCUGGAGCAACAGCUGGUGGUGCAGAGAAGUCCAAUGUUAAAAUUCAGAGCACUCCGGUCAAGCAGUCAGGUGGAGGUUGCUGCUAAAAUUUGCCUCCGUCCUUUUCUCACAGCAAUGAAUUUGCAAUCUGAACCCAAGUGAAAAAAACAAAAUUGCCUGAAUUGUACUGUAUGUAGCUGCACUACAACAGAUUCUUACCGUCUCCACAAAGGUCAGAGAUUGUAAAUGGUCAAUACUGACUUUUUUUUUAUUCCCUUGACUCAAAGACAGCUAACUUCAUUUUCAGAACUGUUUUAAACCUUUGUGUGCUGGUUUAUAAAAUAAUGUGUGUAAUCCUUGUUGCUUUCCUGAUACCAGACUGUUUCCCGUGGUUGGUUAGAAUAUAUUUUGUUUUGAUGUUUAUAUUGGCAUGUUUAGAUGUCAGGUUUAGUCUUCUGAAGAUGAAGUUCAGCCAUUUUGUAUCAAACAGCACAACCAGUGUCUGUCACUUUCCAUGCAUAAAGUUUAGUGAGAUGUUAUAUGUAAGAUCUGAUUUGCUAGUUCUUCCUCGUAGAGUUAUAAACGGAAAGAUUACACUAUCUGAUUAAUAGUUUCUUCAUACUCUGCAUAUAAUUUGUGGCUGCAGAAUAUUGUAAUUUGUUGCACACUAUGUAACAAAACAACUGAAGAUAUGUUUAAUAAAUAUUGUACUUAUUGGAAGUAA